AUGGCCGCCACCCUCGAACCACAAGACCUUAAGCGCGAUGCAGAAUUCAAGCGGGCGCUGCAUGGCAAAACGGGCCAGGAUAGCAAUUCGUUUAUGAAUAUCAUACGCAAGAACAAGGAUGCUCAGAAGGUUGCCGUCGACGAAUAUUUCAAGCAUUGGGACAACAAAGCCGCCGUGGACGAGACCACCGGGACCCGCGAGGAAAGACGCAAGGAAUACGCUACCCUCACCAGGCAAUACUACAACCUUGCGACAGAUUUCUACGAGUAUGGCUGGGCACAGAGCUUCCACUUCUGCCGAUUUAGCAAGGGCGAGGCGUUCAAGCAGGCCUUAGCGCGACAUGAGCACUACCUUGCGCUAAAGAUGGGCAUACAGGAGGGCCAGCAUGUGCUCGACGUUGGCUGCGGAGUCGGUGGACCGGCAAGGGAGAUUGCAAAGUUCACUGGCUGCAAUGUCCUCGGUCUGAACAACAACGACUACCAGGUCGAGCGUGGUACUCUUUACGCACAAAAGGAGGGUCUUAGUGACCAAGUCGGCUUCAUAAAGGGGGACUUUAUGCAGAUGACCUUCCCGGACAACAGCUUCGAUGCUGUCUACGCUAUCGAGGCUACUGUGCACGCUCCUAGCUUGGAGGGCAUCUACAGCGAGAUCUUCCGAGUGCUAAAGCCAGGCGGCGUCUUUGGUGUCUACGAGUGGUUGAUGACCGAGAAUUAUAACAACGAUGACCUACGCCACCGUGCUAUCCGUCUUGGGAUCGAGCAAGGCAAUGGUAUUAGCAAUAUGGAGAAGAUCUCUGUUGCUCUCGAGGCGAUAAAGAAGGCAGGGUUCGACCUCGAGGUCAAUGAGGAUCUUGCCGAGCGUGACCAUAACAAUGAGCUUCCCUGGUACUGGCCCCUCAGCGGUAACCUCGGGUAUAUCCAGAGCAUUUGGGACUUGCCUACACUGAUUCGCAUGACGCAUAUUGGCCGUGGCCUGGCACACAAGUUCGUUGGGGCUCUCGAGAUGAUGGGUGUUGCCCCAAAGGGCUCGCAGAAGACUGCUGAUUCGCUCGCCGAGGGAGCAGACUGCCUUGUUGCUGGCGGGAAAGAGCAGCUGUUCACGCCUAUGUAUCUAAUGGUUGCCCGUAAGCCGAAUGCUUAA
This is a messenger RNA of Penicillium pulvis, 1140 nucleotides long. Its product is annotated as sterol methyltransferase. Gene Ontology annotation, molecular function: sterol 24-C-methyltransferase activity. The transcript has a single exon. Lineage: Eukaryota; Fungi; Ascomycota; Eurotiomycetes; Eurotiales; Aspergillaceae. The record is from RefSeq and is a predicted model, not a curated record. Gene Ontology annotation, cellular component: endoplasmic reticulum. Gene Ontology annotation, biological process: ergosterol biosynthetic process. Bases 1 to 1140 code for a protein of 379 amino acids.